CACCACCGCCACCCCAUCCCCCACACCACACCACCACAACACCACCAUACCCCAAACCACGCCAUGGCCGCAGGGAGACUAUUGCCGUCGUCGGCGACCCUCAUGGUUGUGGCCCUCUGUCUCCUCUGCACCAUGUGUAUGUCUGUCGUCCUCUUCCUCCCUGAGCUCUCGCCGGUCUCCGUCCCGCCCACGACCUCGCUCGCGUCCACAGGUCCGACAGGCGGUGGUGCAGGUGGCUCGGCUGCCGCAGGUGACGGUGGCGGUCGUGAUGCCCAUGUCCUCCCCCUCCGGCUGAUACCACCACCUCGACCUCGUCUGCGGUUGCCGGGCCAGGCGCCGACGCAGACAAGAUGCGGGCGGUGCGCGAGGCAAUGAAGCACGCUUGGGGUGGGUAUGUCGAGCAUGCAUGGGGCGCCGAUGAUCUCAAGCCGGUCUCAAAGUCGGCGUCCAACUGGCUCGGUGGGUCGGGCGCAACGGUGCUCGACGCGCUCUCCACGCUGCACAUCAUGGGCCUCUCGGACGAGUUUGCCAAGGCUCGCGGAUGGGUGGCCGAUGUGCUGACGUUUGACAAGCGCGGCUUUGUCUCCACCUUUGAGACAAACAUCCGGUCGCUCGGCGGCCUGCUCUCGGCCUACGACCUCUCGGGCGAUGCCGUGUUCCUGGAGAAGGCCAUCGACCUGGGCAACCGGCUGCUGGAAGCAUUCAAGACGCCGACGGGUCUGCCGAAUGGGCUCAUCGACCUCGCCACCGGUCAGGGCCGCCCGCAGUCAUGGGCUGCCGGCGGCGGCAUCCUCUCGGAAAUGGGCACCAUGCAGCUCGAGUUCAAGGUCCUCUCGCAGCGAUCAGGCGACGACAAGUACGCCAAGGCUGCCGAGAAGGUCAUUGACCUCCUCGAUGCUCUCCCGACGCCCGACGGGCUCUAUCCGCUGUAUGUCUCGCUCGACACCGGCACUUUCCGUACCAACCAGAUCUCGCUCGGCGCACUGGGCGACUCGUUCUACGAGUACCUGCUCAAGCAGUGGCUCCUCACGUCCAAGACCGAGCCCAAGUACCGCCGCAUGUACGACGAGACCGUGGCCGGCAUCCGGCAGCACUUGGUGGCGCGAAGCACCAAGUCGGGCCUCACCUACGUCGCCGAGCGCAUGGGCAAUCGCCUCGUCCACAAGAUGGAUCAUCUCGCGUGCUUCCUCGGCGGCAUGUUCGCGCUCGGCGCCGAGAGCCACCAGCUCGACGAUGAGGUUUUUUCCCUUGGUGCCGCCAUCACCGAGACCUGCCACCAGCUCUACGCGCGCUCGCCGUCGGGCAUUGCGCCCGAGUUUGUCAACUUUAACGCCGGUGGCGACGACUUUGUUGCCGGUGCCCCGUACUACCUGCUCCGGCCCGAGACCGUCGAGUCGAUGUUCAUCAUGUGGCGUCUGACACACGACCAGCAGUACCGCGACAUGGGCUGGGCCGUCUUUCUCGCUCUCGAGAAGAUGUGCAAGGUGCCGAGCGGUGGCUACUCGGGCCUCAAGUCGACGCUCACCACGGCCCGCACCUGGGAUGAUGCCCAGCCGUCGUACUUUCUGGCCGAGACCCUCAAGUACCUCUACCUGCUCUUCACCGACGACUCGGUCAUCCCACUCAACGAGUGGGUGUUCAACACCGAGGCCCAUCCGCUGCGGGUCUGGGAUCCGACCACCGCCUGAGCAUCCAGUCGAGACCUGGUGCACUCGGCCUGUCGCCAUCAACGCAAGGACAAUGUGUGCGGGGCUUUGGUCGGCUACGAUUGUUUCGAUGUAAAGGUUCGGUCAGUG
Thecamonas trahens ATCC 50062 is the source of this 1796-nucleotide messenger RNA. Its product is annotated as mannosyl-oligosaccharide 1,2-alpha-mannosidase. Gene Ontology annotation, biological process: N-glycan processing; carbohydrate metabolic process. The coding region runs from base 351 to 1688 and encodes 445 amino acids. Gene Ontology annotation, molecular function: mannosyl-oligosaccharide 1,2-alpha-mannosidase activity; calcium ion binding. The transcript has a single exon. The record is from RefSeq and is a predicted model, not a curated record. Gene Ontology annotation, cellular component: endoplasmic reticulum; Golgi membrane. Lineage: Eukaryota; Apusomonadida; Apusomonadidae.